Pygocentrus nattereri (red-bellied piranha) is the source of this 4265-nucleotide messenger RNA. RefSeq lists its product as uncharacterized. The coding region runs from base 273 to 1238 and encodes 321 amino acids. NCBI's taxonomy places the organism in Eukaryota, Metazoa, Chordata, Actinopteri, Characiformes, Serrasalmidae. The transcript has 6 exons. Gene Ontology annotation, biological process: immune response; T cell costimulation; cell surface receptor signaling pathway. Gene Ontology annotation, cellular component: external side of plasma membrane. The record is from RefSeq and is a predicted model, not a curated record.
GACGAGCUCAUCUGAACACAGUUCCUCUUUCAGCUGCAAACGUUUGAGUGCGGAAGAGUCCAGUGAAGUCCAGCUGAGAGAGAUACAGGAUUUGCUCGUGUGCUGGUCGUGUCAGGUGGACUGUAGGUCUGUAAAGAGCUCUGCAGAAGUCCUGUGGUGGUGUAGUUUUUGAGUAGCUGACAGAUCGGUCAGUAGAGCGGGUUGUAAGAGUGGUCAUAUCUGCAGUCGUGCUGUCUCUGUAUGUAGUGAGGAGGCUCUGUAACUCAGGAAGAAUGCAGGUUGGUUUGUAUAUGCUGCUUGUGCUCCACAUUGCUGAAGGCUGCAAACUGAAAGAUAGAAAGUUUGAAGAGAUUACUGCAUACACAGGAGGGUCAGCACUGCUGCCCUGUUACUGCACUGACCCACAAGCCACACCUGGGAGAUUUACCUGGAAGAAACUUUACACAGACAUAGACAUAUUGGAAGAGAUGUCCAGUGAAAGUGGUCAGUACAGAGACAAAUUUCAGCUGGUUAAUGGUCACUCUCCAGGAAAUCUCUCUCUACUCAUAUCACUCCUGACUGAAGAGGAUGGAGGAGAUUACAGGUGUUAUUUGGAAAGUCGAUACACAGACAUCAGACUCACAGUUAAAGGCUGCACUCUGACCAACUAUAAGACACCAUUACCUAUCACAGCUCAUACAGGAGGGUCAGUACUGCUGCCCUGCUCCUGCGCUGAGCUACGUGCCAAACCUAAGACAUUCACCUGGAUGAAAUACAUCAAUCAAAAGUGGGACAGGAUCCCCUUUGAAAGUGGUCAGUACAGAGACAGAGUUCAGCUGGGUAAUGGUCACUCUCCAGGAAAUCUCUCUCUACUCAUAUCACACCUGACUGAAGAGGAUGGAGGAGAUUACAGGUGUGAUGCUUUGCCAAGUGGAUACACAGUCAUCAGACUCACUGUUGAAGCAGCUGCUACACGAAAACCUACUCCAACACUUGACAGGAACAUUCAUCUGAAAACUUCAGCUGAACCUUCAACCACAAUGUCUUCUCAGAAAGGAAAGUCAGCACUGAAUGAUGCUGCUGGUGAUGCAGGACCUACACAGGCUCUGCCCUUUGUCCCCUUUGCCUUGGUCACUGUGAUCUUUCUUCACAUUAUAGUAGCUGUGGUUUAUCACACCAAGAGAACCAAAGUGCCAGAUGCUCCUACAAUUUACUACAGCCAGGAUGAUGAAGAUGGAGCAGUGAUUGUACAGCAGUGAAUAAAACCAACAGAGAUGAAACACAACCAAGCUUUCACACCAAGCUGUUGACUUUCACACCAGAUAAACAGACCAGCUCCUGGCUUUCUCAGCACAUCAACAGACCAGCUCCUGGCUUUCUCAUCGAAUUAACAGAAAAGCUACUGACUUUCUCACCGAAUCAACAGACCAGCUCCUGACUUUCUCAGCACAUCAACAGACCAGCUCCUGGCUUUCUCAUCGAAUUAACAGAAAAGCUCCUGACUUUCUCACCGAAUCAACAGACCAGCUCCUGACUUUCUCAACACAUCAACAGACCAGCUCCUGGCUUUCUCAGCACAUCAACAGACCAGCUCCUGGCUUUCUCAGCACAUCAACAGACAAGCUCCUGGCUUUCUCAGCACAUCAACAGACCAGCUCCUGGCUUUCUCAGCACAUCAACAGACCAGCUCCUGGCUUUCUCACCGAAUUAACAUACCAGCUCCUGGCUUUCUCACCGAAUCAACAGACCAGCUCCUGGCUUUCUCAGCACAUCAACAGACCAGCUCCUGGCUUUCUCACCGAAUCAACAGACCAGCUCCUGGCUUUCUCACCGAAUCAACAGACCAGCUCCUGGCUUUCUCAACACAUCAACAGACCAGCUCCUGGCUUUCACACCAGAUCAAUAGACUAGCUCAUGACUUUCACGCCAGAUCUACAGACCAGCUAUUAACUUUAAGGUCAGAUCAACAGGCCAGCUCCUGACAAAAAUAUAAAUAUUAUAUUGUCCCCAGUAACUUGCAGUUGCACAUUAAUAACACAUGAAAUAACAAUAUUACUACUGGUGUAAUAUUCCUAUGGAGUUCAUUUUGUGCCAAAUGUUUUAAAGAAAAUACUAAACUUCCUGUAAACGUAUAAGAUUUGAUAACUCCCCGAAUAUAACGGCCAACCAUGACAUGUCGACUUCAUUCCCUUCUGUUUCCUCACAGCAGCAGUAACUGGUAGCUGACAGUGAUCAGGGGUAUUUUCCACACUUUACUGUGUUUAGCUGGUGCAGUGUUUUCUCCCCACAGCUCCGCAGACUCAACACCUGCCUGACCAACACACCUGAUCAGCUCGUUAAUCAGUUGAUGAGCUGGAUCAGGUAUUUUAAUGUAAGGGAAUGUUGAAACCGUGUGGAACUGCAGGGCUGCAGAACCAGUUAAAUACUGAUACUGAACAGUUACCUAGUUUACACCUUAGCAGACACUGCUAGGCUAGUUAGCACUAGCAUCUGCAAGCUUGAAAGGAGGUAAAACUUUGGUCAACAGCUGAGCUGUACCCAAAAUACUAAAAAUAAUAAAAAUAAUAAUAAUAAUAAACCAACUACCAAGCAGACAAAACACAGAACAAAUUACAACAGGGGCUAGAAUACCCGCAAGCGAUAUAUCCAAACAGCACAAACAAACAUCAAACAUAUCCAACAAAUCAAACAAACACCAGCACUAGACUAAGGAAAUCACGGGGCUUAAAUACAAGAGGGCUAAUGACGGUUCACAAGACACAGGUGGUAAACAGGUGGAAACAAUCAAGGGCGGAGACGGGUAGGAAACCAAACAAAGAAGCACAUGGACAGGACAAUAAGGUUAAUAAAAGCACAUGGGGAGACUGGGAGGGGCCAGUUGUGACAAUAAUAAUGUUGGGCAUAUGAGCACAAUUCCACACUCAAUAUGAUGACUUGCACAAAGUGAACUCUAUAUAUUCACGGCUUCAAAUGGAUUACAUUAGUACAGUUUAUGUAAAUACACGUAUCAGCGUCACUUUUACUUGUUUGAUUACACAAAUGUAUCUUCAGUAACAGUAAUUAUUCUAGUAAUACUGUAUCUCUAUAUUAUGUUGAACUGCUGUUUUUUUCCAAAAGGCUUUUUCUGAUUGGACAUGCUGGCAGUGACCUGUAUUAUAACAGUGCUUACACUGCAGGUGAAUAACAACAUCUCCAUUUAUCUUUAGAAGACGUCUGUCUAUCUGUCUAUCUAUCUGUCUAUCUCUCUGUCUAUCUAUCUGUCUGUCUAUAUUCUGGAAAUACACAAUGAUAUUGAUCAAUAUGGUUUGAUCAGGCUACCAUGUUACAAAACAAAUAUUCCACAGUAACUUUGUAAAAGUUACACUUUAAAAUAACUGGACAGUUUGUGUUGUUCUUAUGAAGUUACAUUGGAAUGAUAGUAUCCAGUGAUUGUAAAAGCAUUUACAUACUUCUUAAGUUUCAUGUUGUUUAUUACUGAAGGAUUUGAUGCCAAACAUUGAGAAGGUUGUUGUGUCACAACACAAACACAAACAUAAACUCACUGCUACAGCUACAUAAAUGUAAGGAGUGUUUAGCUAAAUGGUCGUUAGUGUUUCCUGUGCAGUUAUAGUUUAUUAUAGUAUAUAAUAUAGUCUAUAAUUAUAGUAUAGUACAUGUACAGGGUUUGUGUUGUUAGCUGACAUUUUAAAAUUCAUAGGAAAAACAAUAAUAUGUAUCUGCCAUGCAUUCGGAACGUCCAAGGAAGGAAACUCCAUCUCUCAGAAUGCUCUGGGAGAUCAGGUGUCGGAACAGUCACAAAUGAACUCUUUCACAGGAUGCUCGGGAAUCUCACAUGACCUUCAACUCGCAACAGCGCACCUAUCAGCGAUCUCCGUCUCCUGACUAUUGAUAUGAUUCACCUGUGUUUGUAUCAUGUGACUCAGAGUAGAGUAGAUAAGCCCGGGCUUUACGUAGUAUCAUGGCGAAGUAUUGUUUCCCUGAGACUACUGAGCGUUGACCUAUUGAUCUGUUUGAUCCUGUGUUUCGACCUACUGCUCUGUUUGCUGACUUCUCGACUUCUGACUUGGCCUUUUGUACCUUUGCUUGUGUAUUUGGAUUUAUGUUUUCGACCUUUUGUCUGGACUUUGACUUCAAUGCUGUUUUGCCCCUUUUUGACUGUUGAUUUAAAUAUAUUAAAUCAUGCUCGUCUUUUAUCCGCACUCAUCUGAGAUUCUGUUAAUAUCUAUCUUCUAAGCUGCUUAUCUGUGCGGGUUGUUGAUGGUGCUAAGGAAUGGAAGAGGAGACAC